CUCCUCCAGUGACUAGAAGGUAAUAUCAAAAUCAUGCCUGCGCUCAAGUUUGUACGAUCUGUUUGGGAAUCGUUCCGAGCGAAUUCGGGCCUGGAGCCAAGGCUGCUAGACGGACUUCGAGUGACCUCGGCAGUACCAGGCCGCGUCAAGUUUGAGCUCGAUAUCCAAAAAGAGCACACGAAUCGAUUGAACAUCCUUCAUGGCGGCACCAUAGCCAGCAUGGUCGAUCUCGGCGGCUCUCUCGCCGUUGCCUCACGAGGCCUGUUCGCGACGGGAGUUUCUACCGAUCUCAAUGUGACAUACCUCUCAUCCGGGGGUAAGAUUGGCGAUCUCAUCAAAGCUGAGGUAACAUGCGACAAGUUUGGCAAGACAUUGGCCUAUACCUCAAUCAACUUUACCAACACCAAGGGCGAAGUGUUUGCACGAGGGAGUCAUACAAAGUACGUUGCGUUGGCAUGGAAGGACCCCAACAAUAUCGUUGAGGAACUAUCGCCUAAGCAGAGUAGUAAGAAGGAGUAGAUGAUAAUUGGUUUGUCCAUAUUUCAUGCAUUACUCAUGCUUUCUGAUCAUACGUUAUUGAUACACACGCGACGCUCACUGCUGCUCAUCCUCCAGCCAAUAAUCUUAGCAUCGAAGUCUGAAAGAACUCCUCACCAGCAAACUAGAUUUGUUAAACGUGUCAAAGCGAUAACGUCGCUCCCCUCAACCUGAACCUUGAUACCAGCAUUCGUUUCUAGGACGAUCCCGAU
Cucurbitaria berberidis CBS 394.84 is the source of this 749-nucleotide messenger RNA. Its product is annotated as acyl-coenzyme A thioesteras-like protein 13. The transcript is spliced from 7 exons. The coding region runs from base 34 to 519 and encodes 161 amino acids. Gene Ontology annotation, molecular function: fatty acyl-CoA hydrolase activity. Lineage: Eukaryota; Fungi; Ascomycota; Dothideomycetes; Pleosporales; Cucurbitariaceae. The record is from RefSeq and is a predicted model, not a curated record.